UGCGGUUAUGGACGACCGGAAAAAAAUUUCCGUGAUCACUGUUUUGCAGAGGUUAAGAGACGAACGGCAAAGUUACGUUAAUAUAAUCAACAAAACAAGAGAGUUGAUCGGAAAAGCUCAGCCAGCUGUUCCUUCCGUGCUAAUUGAUGAAUUGAUUGAUAAAUUGGCGGAGAAUAUCAGCUCCAGGAGACAAUUUUCGGGGUCUGAUAAUUCGACCGUGGAAAUUAUUGCCGUGCCUGCAGAUUAUCCUGAUAAUGAAACGGAAUUCUUUUUGGUGGAUUACGGAGAGCCUAUUUCGGACAUCAAGGUCAACCAAUCUGUACCGAGAAUUGUGGUGAGGAUUGAAAACAAUCUUGAACCCAAGCCAAGAAUUGGGACGGUCAAGGUUGACUAUGGAUCUGGAAAUUCUUCAGGGUUUUUGAAACUCAAGGAUGAUUAUUACACUGAGGAUGGUGUUUAUGAUACGGCGAAUCGGGGUAGAAAUAAAACGAAUUCGGUCUGAAUCUUGUAAAUAUAUGAAUAAAUUCUUGUACCUAUAAUACGAUUUAAUGUGACGGAAUCUUGAUUUUUAA
Molecule: messenger RNA, 572 nt
Organism: Cotesia glomerata
Lineage: Eukaryota; Metazoa; Arthropoda; Insecta; Hymenoptera; Braconidae
Exons: 2
Coding region: 8-502 (164 amino acids)
Source: RefSeq, a predicted model, not a curated record